GAGCUGGGAACCAUCCAGAGAGCAGCAUGGAUCUCCGAGGGGCACUCAUUGAAUGGGCAAAGGACAUGUCCAGCAAAAAGCACGUCUUUCGGAUCCGGACUGUGACCGGGAAUGAGUUCUUGUUGCAGUCGGAGAAUGAGGAUUACAUUAGCGACUGGUACAGGACCAUCAAGUGCGUCAUCGACACCCUGGAUCUGGAAAACCCCCUGAACUACCCGCUGGUGUACUCGCUGCGGAGGACCGCCAGCGCGGAGCUCUCCGAGCGGAAGAGGGUGAAGAAUCGGAUUCGGAAAUUCAUCAGCAAGAGGCCACCGCUCCAGACACUUCAUGAGAAAGGACUGAUCAAAGUUUCCAGUUGGAUGCCACGCAGUAAAUGUCACGGUUACUGGGUAUGA
Rhincodon typus (whale shark) is the source of this 395-nucleotide messenger RNA. Its product is annotated as rho GTPase-activating protein 15-like. Lineage: Eukaryota; Metazoa; Chordata; Chondrichthyes; Orectolobiformes; Rhincodontidae. The coding region runs from base 27 to 395 and encodes 122 amino acids. The transcript is spliced from 5 exons. The record is from RefSeq and is a predicted model, not a curated record.